AAGUGGAAAAAAGGUGGUGGAGGAGCUAGCUAUUAAUGAUCAUGAUAAAACCACCACACGAGAGAAAAAGAAAAUUACAUUUUGAAGAAAGAGAAAAAAGAGCUCAAUAUCAAUGGAGAAGAAUAGCUACAGAGAGUGUAAAGUUUGUGUUACGGGAGGUUCCGGAUACAUAGGUUCUUGGCUUGUUAAGAAGCUAUUGGAAAAAGGCCACACUGUCCAUGCAACACUAAGAAACUUAGAGGACACAACAAAGGUAGGCCUUUUAAAGUCCCUCCCAAACGCAGACACCAGAUUGGUGUUAUUCCAAGCUGAUUUAUACAAAUCCGAUGAGUUUGAAAAUGCAAUUAAAGGGUGCCAAUUUGUUUUCCAUGUGGCUACCCCUAUGCUACACACUAUCCACAGCUCUCAGUACAAGGGUAGUGUUGAAGCUGCUGUUUCAGGGGUGAGAAGCAUAGCUGAUUAUUGCAUCAAAUCGCAGACGGUGAAGCGACUCAUCUACACCGCAUCUGUGACAGCGUCAUCACCAUUCAAAGAAGAUGGGAGUGGCUAUGGAUCUUCAAUGAACGAGUCUUGUUGGACUCCUCUUAACCUUUCAUAUACUAGCGUAAAUGAGUUUAUGGGUUAUACAAAAUCAAAGGUAUUAGCAGAGAAAGAGGUAUUGAGGUAUAAUGAGAUUGAAAAUGGUAGAUUAGAAGUUGUAUCCCUGACUUGUGGUUUAGUAGCAGGAGAUACACUUCUUUCGUACCUGCCAUUAAGCUUAGACGUGACCAUAUCACAGCUUACCGGCAAUCACUCUAUUUACCAAGGACUAUGUUGUAUGCAAGAACUUUCAGGUUCAGUUCCUCUGAUACACAUUGAUGAUGUUUGUGAAGCACAUAUAUUCUGCAUGGAGAGACCAUCACUUAAAGGCAGAUUCAUAUGCGCCGCAACCGAUCCGACCAUCCGAGAAAUGGCAAAUUACUACCAAGAAACCUAUCCCGAAUUCAAGAUAUCACAAGAGUUCAUGGGUGGAGCAGAAAGAGGAAGCAGCAGAUGUGAUCCUACAAAGCUUAUGAAAGAGGGGUUUGAAUACAAAUAUGAUAUGAAGAAGAUAUUAGAUGACAGUGUGGAAUGUGGAAGGCGACUUGGUGUUUUAGAGACCUCAGCCUCCACUGAAAAUCACUGAAAAUCAAUUGGUCACCUCAGCUGAAGCUUUAGUGGCAUUUAACAAAUUUUAAGCUUUGUUAAUUUGUUUAACCUAUAUAGUAUCGGCCCCAACCUGGGUGCAGAGGAUGUGUAAUAAAAGAAACAAUUUUAACCUAAUACUUGAACCGUCACCAUCAAUUUUAAGCUUUUUUUUUUUCUCUCUUUGGUAAUUGGCAAGAAACUCAAUGCACCCAUUUUGCUUUUUGAAAAGUAGAGAAAAUACACCAUUGGUGUAUUAAAUUUGCUUUAUAAAUAAUAAUAUUCAAAAUAAAUUUAUAAAAAAGGUUUUAGUGCAAGUCCCUUAACUUGGGCAUGGUGUUAAAAAAUAGGGUCUGAUAGUUGAUCAAGUCAAAUGUGAUUGAAGAUUCAUAAGGAACCCAAAUAGAAUUUUCAGGGUUGAGACUACAAUGGGACAAUGGUGUGAAAAAAAAAAAAAAAAAAUAGAUUAAUAGAUUCAUUAGGAAGGAACCAAACAUUUUGUUAGUCAAUUGAAUGAUAUCGAUCCAACCCACAAGUGAAACGCAUUGAGAACUUAAAUGCAAGAUGUAUCUAUACAUGGUGCAAAUUUAUUGAGAUCGGUCGAGCAAAAAGAAAUAUAUUAGUGUAUUACUGAACUAGUGUUGAUACUUUAUGGUUUGUUGAUUCAUCUCACUCGAGGAAGUGAUUGAAGGUAGUUACAUACCUGUGUGCAGAAGGAUGUAUUUUUGGGGACCAUGAGUUUAGUCAGGUUUUGGACUUCUUGGUUGGGUUCUUUGGGCCACUAUAGUGGACAUUUUGUUCUUUGUUUGCUUGCCCAGUAAUGUUUGGGCCGACGAAAAUGCCCUCCCUUUUUUGUAAUUACUCUUUUUAUUUAUGUGAAUUACUUAAUUACCGAAAAAAAAAAAAAAUAGUCUAUAGUACAAUUACAACCCAUGCUACUGGUAGUACUCUUUUAUCUUUGAUAAUUUUAAUAACAUGACGGCCCAAAACCUAAUAAACACUUAAAAUGGUCUGCAGCUCCGGUGGUGGUUUGUGUUUGGUCUGAUAAGAUGAAGCGUUGGGUAUUUCUAUUUCCUAGCCAUGUGCAGAAAAGCCAAGCAAGGACCAUCUAGUUAACUCAGCUUCCAACCAAACCAAAUACGAAGACUUGAAGUAUCACUUAUAAAACAAAAGAAAUCCGUAGCGCAGUUGAUUGGUAGAAUGCUCCCGAAUUUACAACUUUAAUGCUGUUGCAUGGACUGUGGGGUAAGCACGUGCAGUAAUUGACCUUUGUGAGUUUAGUCAAAGUAAAAUGAUUUUAAAGAUAAUGAGUUGGGCAGAAUUACUUAACCAAAUAGUUUAAUUGAUAAAUGCAUGUCAAAUAUAAGGAAAAAAAAAAAAAAAAUGAAACCCUCCACUUUUUUAUCUCUUGUAUUUGUGAAAAAUUAAGUAUAUUAGGUUAUCUAACUCUUCCACCCAAAUAUAACUGUUCCAUGUCAAAAACAUCUGUAAACCAUAGAACUAUUGGGCUUGGGUAUUCCUAGAAUAUUGUGCAGAAAAGCCAAGCAGGGACCACCUAGUGAAGGUAACUUCAACAAAACCAUAGAGGAAGACUUGAAGUAUAUAUUAGUUACAAAACAAAAAAAGAAGAAUUUUCCAAGGAUGUCAAAACAAAACGAGGAUAAUGAAAUCGAAACCGUACAUGCCUUGUAAAAAGGUAAGAGGAAAAUAAGUGGUGGUGGUACGUGGAGGAGCUAGCUAUUCUGGAUUGAGUGAUAAAACCACCACAGAAGAGAAGAUAAGGAUUUAAAAGAGACCCAUCAUUUGAAACCAAACACUCCAACAGAACACAUUUUGAAAAAAAAAACCCUCAUUAAUGGAGAUCCAUUAUAAUGUUUGUGUUACAGGAGGUUCCGGA
Cornus florida is the source of this 3061-nucleotide messenger RNA. Its product is annotated as NADPH HC-toxin reductase 1-like. Gene Ontology annotation, molecular function: oxidoreductase activity, acting on the CH-OH group of donors, NAD or NADP as acceptor. Bases 113 to 1165 code for a protein of 350 amino acids. The transcript is spliced from 5 exons. The record is from RefSeq and is a predicted model, not a curated record. Lineage: Eukaryota; Viridiplantae; Streptophyta; Magnoliopsida; Cornales; Cornaceae.